Molecule: messenger RNA, 12362 nt
Organism: Notechis scutatus (mainland tiger snake)
Lineage: Eukaryota; Metazoa; Chordata; Lepidosauria; Squamata; Elapidae
Gene: UTRN
Product: utrophin
Cellular component (GO): plasma membrane
Molecular function (GO): protein binding; zinc ion binding
Source: RefSeq, a predicted model, not a curated record
GAAGCCGCAGCAAAACCGCCACGGAGGAUCGACCGUCCGGCGCACUUCAAAGUCUCUGCCGCCUCCUCCUCCUCCCCUCACCCUCCCGCAGAUAUUAAUUUCAUAACAGCCAAGAGUGUGAGUUCAGCAUGCAGAGAUUUUAAAUAAUUCUAUAUCGUGAUUUUGAACUGGGAGAAAAAAGGAUGGCCAAAGUUUUGGACAUUGAUAAAGAAUCUGAGGGAGGUAACAAUGAAUUUAGCAACAUCAUUAAAUCCAGAUCUGAUGAACACAAAGAUGUACAAAAGAAAACCUUCACCAAGUGGAUAAAUACUCGUUUUUUGAAGUUUGGAAAACAUCCAAUAAAGGAUAUAUUCACAGAUCUUCGAGAUGGGAGGAAACUCUUAGAUCUUUUAGAAGGGCUAACAGGGAACCCACUGUUAAAAGAACGUGGAACUACUAGAGUCCAUGCUUUGAAUAAUGUCAACAAAGUCCUUCAGGUUUUACAUCAGAACAAUGUGGAUCUGGUGAACAUCGGAGGGACAGACAUUGUUGAUGGAAAUCACAAACUGACACUUGGAUUGUUAUGGAGCAUAAUUUUGCACUGGCAGGUUAAAGAUGUAAUGAAAGAUAUAAUGUCAGAAUUACAGCAAACCAAUAGUGAAAAGAUCCUGUUGAGUUGGGUGCGGCAGUCCACAAAAUCAUAUAAUGAAGUGAAUGUUUUGAAUUUCACCACCAGCUGGACAAAUGGGCUUGCCUUCAAUGCAUUGAUUCACAAGCAUAGACCUGAGCUCUUCAGCUGGGAUAAAGUCACCAAAAUGGCUCCACAUGAAAGAUUAGAACAUGCCUUCAACAUAGCUAAAAAUUACUUGGGAAUAGAAAAAUUGCUAGACCCUGAAGAUGUUGCUGUACAGCUUCCUGAUAAGAAAUCCAUUAUUAUGUAUUUGACAUCUUUAUUUGAGGUCCUUCCUCAGCAAGUUACUUUGGAAGAUAUUCGAGAAGUAGAGACUCUUCCAAGAAAAUAUAAAAAGGAAUGUGAAGAAGAUAUACAGUAUGCAACUUCUGAAGGUAACUUUGCAGUUCUGAAAGCAGAAGCAUCCAGCACCUUGACUGAAGUGGAUAUGGACUUGGACAGCUACCAGAUAGCUCUGGAGGAAGUUCUCACUUGGCUGCUCUCUGCAGAAGAUGCCCUCCACGAGCAGGAAGUCAUAUCUGAUGAUGUUGAGGAAGUCAAGAGACAAUUUACUACACAUGAAGAAUUUAUGAUGGAGCUGACAGCACAUCAGAGCAGCGUGGGCAGCGUGCUUCAGGCUGGUAAUCAACUGAUAGCCCAGGGCAAUAUUUCAGUAGAGGAAGAAAAUGAAAUCCAGGAACAAAUGAUCUUGUUAAAUUCUAGAUGGGAAAGCCUCAGAGUGGACAGUAUGGACCGCCAAUCCUACCUCCAUGAUGCGCUGAUGGAGCUACAGAAAAGUCAAUUGCAGCAGCUGUCUGACUGGUUGACUGUUACAGAGGAACGCAUUCGAAAGAUGGAAUCUCAGUGCUUAGUUGAAGACUUGGAGACCUUUCAACAACAGAUGGAUGAACAUAAAGAGCUCCAAAAAGGUAUUGAAGCAGAACAGGUUAAAGUCAAUUCCUUGACUCACAUGGUGGUCAUUGUUGAUGAAAAUAGUGGUGAGAGUGCUACGGUUCUCUUGGAGGAUCAAUUGCAAACACUUGGUGAACGCUGGACUGCAGUUUGCCGUUGGACUGAGGAACAAUGGCUCAAAUUGCAAGAGAUUAAUACCUUGUGGCAAGAAUUGUUGGAAGAACAGUGUAUGUUGAAAGCCUGGUUGGUUGAAAAAGAAGAGGCUUUAAGCAGAAUACAGACAUGCAACUUUAAAGAUCAAACAGAGCUGGGUGCAAAUGUUCAAAAGCUGGCAAGUCUGAAAGAAGACAUGGGAAAGAAGCGCCAGAUGUUAGAGCAGCUGAAUGAGAUGGCCCAUGAUUUGGCACAGCUCCUGAACAACAAGAAGGCAUUAAAAAAAAUUGACAGUAAUCUUGAAGAACUCACACAGAGAUGGGACAACUUAGUUCAGAAACUUGAGGAUUACUCUAAUCAGGUUACUGAGGCAAUUGUAAAAGUUGGAAUGCCCCAGAUUUCUCAGAAUGUUCUCACUGAAACAAUCCUUGUCAAGAAACAAAAGACAGCCCAGGAUAGCCAAAUGGAACAAUCUCCACCACCUCUACCAAGGAGGCGGCAAACUGGCCUGGAUAUUGAAAUGAGAAAAAAGCUUGAUGUUGAAAUUGCCGAGUUGUUGAAUGGGAUUUUAAAAUCAAAAGCUGCCAUUCAGGCCAUAGAGAUCAAAGAGUACAAGAAGAUGAGGGAGACUUCAGUCAUGAAGGAAAAACUGAAGGCAAUAAAGAAAGAAAGAGUGGAAAAAGAGAAAAUGUUGAAUGAAUUGAAACAGACUGCAGAAAAUCUGCUAAUGGGAAAAGAAGGGCUUCCUACUGAAGAAACAGGCAACGCCCUUAAGAGGCUCUUGGCAGAAUGGAAAGGGGCUGCUUACUACUUGGAGGAAGUAGCAAGAAAAGUUCAAUAUCAGGAUGAAAUCAAUGUUUACUUUAGUGAAUUGGGUAAGCUCGAUAAGUCUGUGAGCGAAAAAGAAGCAUGGCUGCAAGACAAUUCUGCAGUUGAGGAUCAACCAUUAGCAGUGCUACAGGAGUCAUGCCAGGGGGAACUCACAAACCUCUUAAGUCUGACUCCUCAAAUGGAACACCUGAAGAUCAAGUGCAAGGAGCUGACAUCUCACCCUGCUGCUCCAGACUUUAUUGAAGAUAGCUUUUGCUCUUUGAACAGCCACUUCAGUUCUGCCCAGCAGGAACUAGAACUUCUUCUGCAGAAACUGAAGAGAGAACUUGAAAGUCAUCCCCCCAAGACUUACUUGGAUUCUUUGAAAAAAAUUAAGGAUGAGGUGAAUGAGUUGGAAAGCAAAGUGCACUCCAUCAUGAAUUCAGUAAAUGACUUGACUCAGGUUGAAAAAGCCUUGCAGCAGACGAAGAUGGUUUGUGAAACCCUAGAAAAUCAAAAAGGCAUGGUUGAUAAACUUGUUGCAGACACACAAGUAUUGGAGAAGCAUAUUUCUGUUGAAAAGUCAAAACUAUACAAGCAAGAAUUGAAAUGUUUUCAAGGAUACAGGGACAAAUUGAAACUAAAGAUUUCUAAAGAUGUUCACUUAUUGGAAGAAACUGUUUCCAAAUUGAGGACAUUUGAGGCUGAUUCAAAAGUAGUUCAGAGGUGGCUGGAUUCUGUGAAAGAUUUCCUAAUGAAAGACCAAAUCAAGCAAACAGAACCUGAAGGUCUUCAGAGACAGCUUGAUCAAUGCAUGCUGUUUAUUAUUGAAAUGGAAAAAAUUGAAUUGUCUCUAAAAGAGAUGAAGGAAAUGGAGUCUUCUUUAAGAGGCCAGCCUGUUAACGCUUGGGUGAAAUCCAAACUGACAGACAUCCAAUCCCAGUGGGACAAACUAAGCAAGCAGAUCAUUUGCCAUAAAAAUCAAUUAUCGGAAAAUCAAGAAAAAGCUGUCAAUCUCAAAAAGGAUUUGACAGAAAUGCAAGAAUGGAUGGCUCAGGCUGAAGAGGAAUAUUUGGAGAAAGAUUUUGAAUAUAAGAAUCCAGAUGAGCUAGAGAAUGCAGUGGAAGAAAUGAAGAGAGCAAAAGAAGAUGUGCUGCAGAAAGAAGUGAGGGUGAAAAUUCUGAAAGACAGCAUCAAAAUGCUAGCUACUAAACUGCCAUCUGGUGGUCAGGACUUAACAACGGAGCUCAACCUUGUAUUGGAGAAUUACCAGCUACUGUGCAACAGGAUCAGAGGGAAAUGCCACACUUUGGAGGAAGUAUGGUCUUGUUGGAUUGAACUGCUACACUAUCUGGACCUAGAAGCAGCCUGGCUGAAUACUUUGGAAGAGAAAAUGAAAACAACUGAACACUUGCCAGAGAAAAUAGAUGCUGUCAGUGAAGCCCUUGAGUCACUGGAAUCUAUUCUGCGCCAUCCAGCUGACAAUCGGACUCAAAUUCGGGAGCUUGGUCAAACACUGAUAGAUGGAGGCAUCCUUGAUGAAAUCAUCAGUGAAAAGUUGGAAGUUUUCAAUGCCCGUUAUGAGGAAUUAAGUCAUGUGGCAGUCAGUAAACAGAUUUCUUUGGAGCAACAACUUCAGAUGAUGCGAGAAACUGAGCACAUGUUGCAGGUUCUUCAGGAAAGCUUGAAAGAUUUGGAUAGGCAGCUAACAUCCUAUUUGACCAAUAGAAUAGAUGCCUUCCAAAUGCCUCAAGAGGCACAGAAAAUCCAAGCUGAGAUUGCUGCUCAUGAGUCCACUUUGGAAGAGCUUAGAAAGAAUGUCUAUUCUUUAAUGCCACCUUCACCAGAGUGUCGAUCUCCCCGUGGUGGGACUCAUUUGGAUGUCUUGCAGAGAAAGCUCCGGGAAGUAUCUACGAAGUAUCAGCUGUUCCAGAAACCAGCAAAUUUUGAGCAGCGUAUGCUGGAUUGUAAACGAGUUCUGGAUAGUGUAAAAGUUGAACUCCAUAUCUUGGAUGUGAAGGAUAUUGAUCCGGAUAUCAUUCAGUUUCACUUUGAUAAGUGCAUGAAACUCUAUAAGACCCUGAGUGAAGUAAAGCUUGAAGUGGAGACAGUGAUCAAAACAGGGAGGCAGAUUGUACAGAAACAGCAGACAGACAACCCCAAAAGCAUGGAUGAACAACUGACAGCACUGAAAUUCCUUUAUAAUGAUUUGGGAGCGCAGGUGACAGAAGGAAAACAAGAUCUAGAACAGGCAUUGCAACUCUCAUGCAAAUUCAAUGAAGUCUCCCACUCCUUAUCCAAAUGGUUAGAGGUGACAGAAGCUGAACUGGUGCAUAAGUCCACGUCAGAACGUACACUUUCUGAUCUGGACACUGAAAUUGCUUGGGCUAAGAAUGUGCUGAGAGAAUUGGAGAGGAAGAAAGUAGAUUUGAACAGUGUAACAGAAAGCAGUGCUGCACUGCAGGCCUUAGUGGAUGGAAGUGAAACUCCGCUGGAGGAAAAACUCUGUGUUCUUAAUGCAGGAUGGAGUAGAGUCCGGACCUGGACCGAAGAUUGGUGCAAUACACUUCUGAAUCACCAAAGUCAACUGGAGAUUUUUGAUGAGAACGUUGCCCACAUAAGCACUUGGCUGUACCAAGCUGAAGCUCUGUUGGAUGAAAUUGAGAAAAAGCCUGCCAACAAGAAAGAAGAGACAGUGAAGCGCCUAACAUCAGAAUUGGAUGCUGUUAGUCUCAGAGUUGAUAAUGUACGUGACCAAGCUGUUAUGCUGAUGAGCGGUCGUGGCGUAUCAUGUCAUGAGCUUGUAGAACCCAAAUUGACCGAACUGAAUAGGAACUUUGAAAAAGUAUCACAGCACAUCAGAAGUGCCAAGAUGCUGUUCAGUCAGGAUGCUCAUAAAAGGUUUGCUAAGCAGGAGCUCUGUGGAAUUGCAGUGGCUUCUAAAGACCUUGAUAAAUUUGAAUGUGAGAUAAAGGAAAUGCUGAACAUAGUGGAAAAGCACAUGGAAUCAAAAGAAGAUGAUGAAAAGCUGGAUGAAGAAAGAGCUCAAAUUGAGGAAGUUCUGCAAAAAGGUGAGCAUUUGUUACAGCAGCUCAUGGAAGAUAACCGGAGAGAAAAAAUUCGUUUGCAGCUCCUCCUCCUCCAGACCAAGCAAAGCAGUGCAAAGGAGCUUCGGUCAUUACAAAGGAGGCAGGUAUUAGAACUUUCACCUUCAUUUACUCCAUAUGAAAUGGAAGCAGAGAGUCACUUGCAGUGGCUUAGUGAAACAGAUACAAGCCUUUCUGGACUUCAAGAAGCAGAAGAGAGAGAGAAAACAAAGGCAACUCCACAAAGGAUUCAAGGGUCUCAGUCAUCAAUGACCAGGGAAUCUCCAUUCCCUGCAGAAUACCUGGUUGAAAUUAACAAGAUUUUGCUGGUUAUAGCUGAUGCUGAGCUCUUGCUAAAUGCUCCAGAACUUCAUUCAGCAAUCUAUGAAGACUUUUCUACCCAAGAAGAUUCAUUAAAGAAUAUAAAAGAUAUGUUGGAUAAAUUAGAGGAUCAGAUUGCUGUUAUUCAUGAAAAACAACCUGAUGUUACACUAGAGGCAUCUGGACCUGAAGCUGUUCAAAUAGAAGAUUCACUAACCCAGCUUAAUGCAGAAUGGGAUCGAAUUAACAGAUUGUACAAUGAUCGCAAAUGUAGUUUUGAUAAGUCUAUAGAGGAGUGGAGACAGUUCCAUUGUGAUCUAAAUGAUCUCUCACAGUGGCUAACAGAAGCAGAAGGGUUGCUGGCUGAAGCCCAUGCUCCAGAUGGCAGCCUGGAUAUAGAAAAAGCCAGGAUACACCAGCAGGAACUUGAAGAGGGAAUCAGCAGCCAUAAACUCAGUUUCUCAACACUGAAUAGAACAGGAGAGGAAAUAAUCCAGAAACUUUCCAAUACGGAUGGAAACUUCCUGAAAGAAAAACUAGCUGGGCUGUAUAAACACUGGAAAAACAUCAAUGCUGAAGUCAUGGAAAGGCAACAGAGACUGAAAGGAAAAAAUCAGCAGUUAAUAGAUUUCACAAGAAAACUAGAAGAAAUUAGUUGCUGGGUGGAAAAUGUAGAAAAUUCCCUGGAUGAGAAGCCUGCAAUCAGUCAUGAAGAGAAUUUACAAGAAUUAAUGGGUCUGAUUAAGGAAAUGGAUAUACAAGGAGAGAAACUUAACUGGCUAAAUAGAAAAGAAGCAGAGGUACUUUCAAAUACAAGCAUUGGGCCUCAGGAAAGAGACAAUAUUGCUAAUAGACUGAAGACCCUGAAUAUUAAAUGGAAGAAGGUGUUCAAGGAAGCACCCACCAGAUUGAGAGAAUUGGAGCGGGAUGUUCAUCAGCAGCAUCUUGUGCCAAAGUCCUCUGGUUUCCCUGUUCCCCAAACAACAGUGCUUGUGUCUUCUGCCUCAGAAAAUGUGGCACAAACUCAGCAUCAUUUGGAAAUCUUGACACCUGCUGAUUUGGAUCAGACUACGACAGAAUUGGCUGACUGGUUGGCAUUGAUCGACCAGAUGCUAAAGUCCAAUAUAGUUACUGUUGGAAAUAUUGAAGAAAUCAAUCGGAUGAUUGCACGCAUGAAGAUAACAGAAGGGGAUUUAGAACAUCGACAUCCCCAGUUGGAUUCAGUUUUUACUUUGGCUCAAAAUCUGAAAAACAAAACAUCAAGUUCUGACUUAAGGACAGCAAUCACAGAGAAAUUGGAGAAAGUUAAGAACCAGUGGGAUGGUACUCAGCAUGGGGUUGAAGUACGUCAGCAUCAGCUGAAAUGCAUGCUUACUGACAGCAUAAAAUGGGAUGACCAGAAGCAAGAAAUGGAGAAGUUAAUUGGACAGUAUGAGAUCCAUCUACAUGCUCUCUUACAGUCUUCUAAAGAAAAGCUUACCAAACAAAUUUCAGAAAACAAAAUAUUAAUGCAAGAUCUAGAUAAAGGAGAUGCCAGGAUCAUUUCAUUUAAUGAGCUGUCAAGUAAACUUCUUCAAGAUUACAGUGGUGAUGACACAAGAAAUGUGAAGGAAAUUAUGAAUCACUUGAAUACCUCAUGGAUUAACCUGAAGCACAGAACUUGCAAUAGGCAGAAUUGUUUGGAGGCUGACCUGAAGACGGUACAUGCCUUGCUCAGAGACCUUGAAAAGUUCCUCAAGUGGAUACAAGAAGCAGAAGCGACAGUUAAUGUCCUUGCAGAUGCAUUGCAACGGGAACCCACUACUUCGGGAAGGGGUCCUGGAAGGGAACUGAAGAAGCAGAUUGAGGACAUCCAGGCUGAAAUUGAUGCUCACAAUGAUAUCUUCAAGAGCAUUGAUGGAAACCGGCAGAAGAUGGUAAAAGCCUUGGGGAAUUCUGAAGAGGCUGCACUGUUACAACAUCGUAUUGAUGACAUGAACCAACGCUGGAAUGAUCUGAAAGCAAAAUCAGCCAAUAUCAGGGCUCAUUUGGAGGCAAGUGCAGAGAAAUGGAGUAAAUUACUGAUGUCACUGGAAGAACUUAUCAAGUGGCUAAAUUUGAAAGAUGACGAAUUAAAGAAGCAGAUGCCUGUUGGUGGAGAUGUUCCAACUUUACAGCAGCAACAUGACCACUGUAAAGCACUCAGACGUGAACUGAAGGAAAAAGAGCAAAUGAUUUUAAGUGCUGUCGAUCAAGCACGAAUGUUCCUUGCCGACCAACCAAUUGAAGGGCCGGAAGAGCCAAGAAAAAACUUACACUCAAAGUCAGAGUUGACCCCUGAAGAAAAAGCACAGAAGAUUGCUAAAGCUAUGCGCAAACAGUCUGCGGAAGUGAAGGAGAAGUGGGAAAGCCUAAAUACCUGCGCCAGUGGUUGGCAAAAACAGAUAGAUCAAGCCCUAGAGAAACUGAAGGACCUGCAGUGUUCCAUGGAUGACCUGGAUGCAGACUUGAGAGAGGCAGAGAAUGUGCGAAAUGGUUGGAAACCUGUUGGAGACAGGCUGAUGGCCUCAUUGCAGGAUGAAGUUGAUAAGACAACUGCCUUUAGAGAAGAAAUUUCACCAAUCAGCUUGAAAAUCAAAUGCAUCAAUGACUUAUCCAGUCAGCUCUCUCCACUUGAUCUUCAUCCAUCCUUGAAAGUUUCACGACAGCUGGAUGAUUUGAACAUGCGGUGGAAACUUCUACAGAUAUCGGUAGAUGAUCGUAUUAAACUACUACAAGAAAUACACCAUGAUUAUGAACCUGAAUCUCAAGAUUUUCUUUCCACCUCUGUACAACUACCAUGGCAGAGAUCGGUGUCUCAUAACAGUGUUCCAUACUACAUUAAUCAUCACACUCAAACAACAUCCUGGGAUCAUCCUAAAAUGAUUGAACUAUUCCAAUCACUAUCUGAUUUGAACAAUGUGCGCUUUUCUGCUUAUCGUACAGCCAUCAAGAUCCGGAGACUACAAAAAGCUUUGCGUUUGGACCUCUUGGACUUACACUCAACGAACGAAGCUUUUAAACAGCACAAAUUGAUUCAGAAUGAUCAGCUCCUUUGCGUUCAGGAUAUCAUCGGAUGCCUCAGUACGAUUUACAGUGGAAUGGAAGACAAGCACGAAGAUCUUGUAAACAUUCCACUCUGUGUAGAUAUGUGUCUCAACUGGCUGCUCAAUGUUUAUGAUAGUGCCCGGACUGGAAAAAUCAGAGUGCAAUCCCUGAAGAUUGGCUUGAUAUCUCUUUCUAAGGGUCUCUUGGAAGAAAAAUACAGAUAUCUCUUUAGAGAAGUGGCCGGACCAACCGAAAUGUGUGACCAGAGGCAGCUUGGCUUGUUAUUGCACGAUGCUAUCCAAAUCCCUCGACAGCUUGGGGAAGUAGCCGCUUUUGGAGGCAGUAAUAUUGAGCCCAGUGUCCGAAGCUGUUUCCAGCAGCAUAAUAAUAAGCCAGAAAUUGAUGUAAAGCAGUUCAUAGACUGGAUGCGCCUGGAGCCACAAUCUAUGGUAUGGUUGCCAGUUCUACACAGAGUAGCAGCUUCAGAAACAGCAAAACAUCAGGCCAAGUGCAACAUCUGUAAAGAAUGUCCAAUUGUUGGCUUUAGAUAUCGGAGCCUGAAACAUUUCAAUUAUGAUAUUUGCCAGAGCUGUUUUUUCUCAGGUCGAACAGCAAAGGGUCAUAAAUUACAUUACCCAAUGGUGGAAUACUGUAUACCGACAACAUCAGGAGAAGAUGUGCGUGAUUUCACCAAAGUGCUGAAAAACAAGUUCCGAUCUAAGAAGUAUUUUGCUAAACACCCACGACUUGGUUAUCUGCCAGUACAAACAGUUUUAGAAGGCGACAAUUUAGAGACUCCUAUCACUCUUAUUAGUAUGUGGCCGGAGCAGUAUGACCCCUCCCAAUCUCCACAACUAUUUCAUGAUGACACCCAUUCCAGGAUAGAACAAUAUGCUAACAGGCUGGCCCAAAUGGAGCGGAGCAAUGGUUCCUUCUUCACCGAUGGUAGCUCCACCACAGGAAGUGUGGAAGAUGAACAUGCUCUUAUCCAGCAGUAUUGCCAGACGCUGGGAGGUGAUUCGCCAAUGAGUCAACCACAAAGUCCAACCCAGAUCUUGAAGUCAGUGGAGAAAGAAGAACGAGGAGAACUUGAACGAAUCAUUGCUGACCUCGAGGAAGAGCAAAGGAUGCUACAAGUGGAAUAUGAGCAACUCAAGGAACAGCAUCUUCGAAAGGGAAUCAAUGCCCUAAAUUCACCUCCAGACUCAGCUGUGUCACCUCAACACACUAUUGAAGAUGCUGAACUCAUUGCAGAGGCCAAACUUUUACGGCAACACAAAGGGCGCCUGGAAGCCAGAAUGCAAAUCUUGGAAGACCACAACAAGCAACUGGAAUCUCAGCUUCACCGGCUACGACAACUGCUGGAACAGCCUGAAACAGAUUCCAGGGUUAAUGGGGGCUAUUCUAAUGCUUCACCUCAGCAAUCCACCCUUGGGUAUUCAUCUGAUCAGGAUGCUAGUUCACUGUUUAAUCAGACAGGUAUAGAUGACUUGCUAGUCCCACCUCAUCAUACUAGCACAGAUUUAACGGAGGUCAUGGAACAAAUCAAUAGCACAUUUCCAGCUUGCCGCUCAAAUCUUGCUGACAAAUCACAGGCGAUGUGAGCAUCUUCUUUGGAAGAUCACCUGCUCUUCCCAACUUCAGCUCAACCAGUGCCAAUCACAAGUUUCAGUUAUCACAUGGCUACUUGGGACUUUGUAACCUGCUGUUCAGCUCUGUGUAUUCUUAUUCCAAAUAAGAAAACACUUGAACUACCCAAAGACAAGGAUGUCGUGUUUUAUAUUAUUGUGUAUGUUUUUCCCUUCUUCCCUCUCUAUGCAACUGUAAAUUAACAAACCGUGGAGUAUUUGGAAAUGGUUAUGCAUAUGUACUUUGAUUUAUAUAAUUAUGCAGCAUCAGGAAAGGGGAUGAUAGGGAUUUAUACCCAUUCUUUUUUGAUAUUGCUAAAGUGAAUUGCCUUUAGAGUUUGGAGCAAAGAGUUAUAUUUAUACAUUCCUUUUGGCUUUUUGCAUUUACCUUUUCAAGAACCUUCUCUUCUGACACACUGCUUUUUCUGCACAGGUCAUUUAUACUUCGCCUGAGAGUCCGAAAACAUGGGCAAAAGAUCAGCUUCUCAUAAACUGCAGUUAGUGUUGACAAAUACCAUUUUUGGCGCUCUAUUAGGCACAUGGGGCUCUAUUUUGCCCCCACUAACUUCAUUCAGCUACAAUAACUGUUGGCACUCAAGUAGCAUUUUAAUGGAUUUAUUUCCCCCACACAGAAUGUGGAAUGAUUUUUCUUCCAGAUUUUGUUGUUUUUAAUUCUUUCAUUAGGCUGCAUUUUUACCUUGCUACAAUUAUUCUGAAUAUGUGCAGUUUUUAUUUUCUGUGACGAACACACGAUCAUCGUACUGUGACAAAUUUUAUGUCUAUCACCCCAUUCAAAGUAUGAAAUCUAGUCCUGAAGUAAUCGUAAUUUGGAAGCAUACCUAAAUGAAGGAGCUCAGACUACUUCACUACUUAAUUGCUCUGCCUUUGUGCCAGCAAAAUUGGCUGGAUGGAUACCUUUAAUCAAUAGCAUUGUACAUUUUUUUAAAAUGAUUCCCUUACAGUCAGCGUUUCAAGGUAGAGCCAGCUGAGGAGAAAAAUUCGGCCACUGUUUAUGAUGAGUAGAUGGGCUUGGUUCCUUCCCCAUUGGCUGUGUGGCUUUGCCUGGCCCUUUGAUCUCAUUAUAAAGCACUCGCUCAUUCUUUCCAUAUAUUGCAUGUGUGCAAUAAUCAUAUUUAAAGGACCGAAAUAGUGUUGGAGAAAUUCCACUGUUGAAUAUUAUUAACGGGCCUGUCCAAUAUUUUAUGUUAUCAUUUACAAGGUGAGUCCUAGCAGAAUUUGAGGUGGUAUCCCAAAUGACAUUGCAGUAGAAGAAGCAUUAAUCUCGGGGUGAUGUGGAGGAUGAUGUCUUGUAACCACUCACGUUUUUCAUAGCUCAUCUCCAGUAUGGAGAUGGUGCUAGUAGUAAUUAUGCUUAGAGGUAUUAUGAGGGUCAAAUUAGAUAAUAUAUGCUAUAUAAUCAAAUGAUUCAAAGUGCUAUCUAAAAGUAUUAUUUUUUUCAGCAGCAGGGGUGGGGGGGUUGCCCAGAAUAGGAAACAGAAAUAGAUUGCAGGUUACUAUGUGGAUUUUUCAUCCAGAAAGAAAUAUAUUUUGGUAUAGAUAUUUUGAGAAGGAAAAGAAGUUUUGCAAGAAAAGGAGAGCCAUGACCACCUUUCUACCUCAAACCAAUUUUCUUUUUCUUUCUUUUUUAGUAUUUAGCUUGGAAAACAGUUCAGAGAUCUGAUAUUUUUGAGUAUUUUCAUUUACCAGAUAGUAUCAAGCCAAAGGGUUAAAAAAAAA